This is a messenger RNA of Culicoides brevitarsis, 660 nucleotides long. Its product is annotated as cuticle protein 19.8-like. NCBI's taxonomy places the organism in Eukaryota, Metazoa, Arthropoda, Insecta, Diptera, Ceratopogonidae. Bases 111 to 533 code for a protein of 140 amino acids. Gene Ontology annotation, cellular component: extracellular matrix. The transcript is spliced from 4 exons. The record is from RefSeq and is a predicted model, not a curated record.
AAACAUUCGUAGUUAAGAAUUCUAACGUGAAAUAUCACGACGCGCCGCCGUGCGAUUAGUUAAUAUUUUAAUCAUCUUUAGAACAAAUCAGGAAAUCCUGGAACGCUACGAUGAAAAACGUGACGCUUAUAAUAAUUGUUAUCACAUCGUACGUCAAUAAUUUGGCAAUCGGGCAGCGAACACAAUUUUACACCGAUUUCAAAAGUGGUCACAAACAGAAUGAGAUUGAUUACUCAUUCCGCUAUUACAUCGAUGCACCGAGCUCUGGCGUCGUCAUGGAUCACUGGGAAGAUCGCAAGGGAGAUUCUGUGCAAGGCAGAUACAGUCUCGUUGAACCAGAAGGAAGUGUUCGCACGGUGUACUACACUGUCGACAAGGGAAGUGGCUUCAAAGCUGCCAUCAAGUUACGAAUGCCAGGAAGCACACAAUUUCAAAGUUUCGGUCGACUUAAUUCCGAGCUAUCGUCACCAUCGCCACCCGUGAAGCCAUACCGACAUGCGGAACCAAUUGCAUUUGUGCUAAGCCGAAAAUGAGGCAACCGAAAAAAAAUUGUAUCAUCGUUGGAGAGGACAAAAAUCGCGCGCUCAAGGUGACAUUCUUGAACUUUAUUCCGAACAUUACGCAAAAAGAAUUAAAAUAAAAAUAAUCAACGUUAAUUAU